Symbiodinium necroappetens is the source of this 411-nucleotide messenger RNA. The record is from the annotation of a GenBank genome assembly. Lineage: Eukaryota; Dinophyceae; Suessiales; Symbiodiniaceae.
AUGGAGACGCGGGAGCACCACCACGGCACGCUCUGUGCCGGGGACUGCAGGAAGCUAAUGCUUGAGAUGCUGAAUCACCAACUUCCACAGCUGUUGCCGAUCGAGGGCAGCAUUCCUAUGAAAAUGGCGCCGGACCUGAUUCUCUUCGCACGUAAAGAGGCGUUGAGAAGAGGCCCGUGUUCGGACCAUGACAUCUCAGACACCGAGAGUCAAACCUCACUUCCUGGCAGAGACAGGGACAGCAAUGCCAGCAUUCUGUCGGCAACUCUGGUCUCCAACACACCUGAAGACGAGACCUUCAAGGAGAUACCCUCGUGGAUAGCGUGCGCGAUGCACCCAAGGACAUCUGCGUCUUCGCCGUUGGCACUUUCAAGUCAAGGCAGUGGCUUUUCGGACGUUUCUCCCACCUGA